Argentina anserina (silverweed cinquefoil) is the source of this 1048-nucleotide messenger RNA. Its product is annotated as tropinone reductase homolog. Bases 86 to 874 code for a protein of 262 amino acids. The record is from RefSeq and is a predicted model, not a curated record. NCBI's taxonomy places the organism in Eukaryota, Viridiplantae, Streptophyta, Magnoliopsida, Rosales, Rosaceae. Gene Ontology annotation, molecular function: oxidoreductase activity. The transcript is spliced from 4 exons.
UUAUUAUUGAUCCAAUCCCCUUAUCCGUCAUUCAGCUUUGCCUGUUAAAGUCUUCAAGCCACAAAAGUUGCAGAGUAAGCAAGACAUGGCUGGAAAAGGAUUUAACAGUGAAAGAUGGUCUUUAAAGGGCAAGACUGCCCUCGUCACUGGUGGAACGAAAGGCAUCGGGUACGCAAUUGUGGAGGAGCUAGCGGGACUCGGCGCAACUGUACAUACCUGUGCUCGUAAUGGAGCACUGCUUAAUGAGAGGAUUCAAGAAUGGGAGACUAAGGGAUUUAAAGUAAGUUGUUCAGUUUGUGACCUGACCUCUAAAUCUCAAAGGGAGGAUCUGUUCAAUACUGUGUCCUCUGUUUUCGAUGGAAAGCUUAACAUUCUGGUAAAUAAUGCAGCAACAGUCACGCUCAGAACUACGAUCGACUAUAGUUUGGAAGAUUUCUCAAGCAUGAUGAGUACCAAUGUCGAAUCUCCUUACCACCUUUGCCAACUCGCACAUCCUCUCUUGAAGGCCUCAGGCAAUGGAAGCAUUGUAUUCAUCGCCUCCAUCGCUGGGAUGAAAGCCCUGCCUAGACUAUCUGCCUACGCGGCAACAAAAAGCGCCGUCAUCCAGAUUUCGAAGAGUUUGGCAUGUGAAUGGGCACAGGACAGCAUUCGAGUAAACACCGUGGCACCGUGGGCUGUCAACACUGGGGUUAAACCUGAUAGUGAUGAGCAUUCUGCUGACUUUAGACGCUUAAUAGGUCGAACUCCUAUCCGUCGCGUUGCUGAUCCCAAUGAAAUUUCAUCCUUGGUGACUUUCCUUUGCCUCCCUGCUGCUUCAUACAUCACUGGACAAGUUGUUAGUGUUGAUGGAGGAUUUACAGUUAGCGGCUUCUAGUAUACCCAAAAUAUAGGUUGCCAAGUCUAUAACCAUAUUCUCAUACUCACUUCUGUGUUCAUAGUUUGACAUUUUGAAUAAGGUUUGUGCAAACAGUCAAAAGAAAACAAAUUACUGUUCGCAAACAAGUCCUUGUAAUUUUGUCUGUUUCUAUAUAAAAUUAAGUUUUUGAUC